Brassica napus (rape) is the source of this 1367-nucleotide messenger RNA. Its product is annotated as vacuolar protein sorting-associated protein 28 homolog 1. Gene Ontology annotation, molecular function: protein-containing complex binding. NCBI's taxonomy places the organism in Eukaryota, Viridiplantae, Streptophyta, Magnoliopsida, Brassicales, Brassicaceae. The transcript is spliced from 3 exons. The coding region runs from base 527 to 1156 and encodes 209 amino acids. Gene Ontology annotation, biological process: protein transport to vacuole involved in ubiquitin-dependent protein catabolic process via the multivesicular body sorting pathway. The record is from RefSeq and is a predicted model, not a curated record. Gene Ontology annotation, cellular component: ESCRT I complex.
UUUCCAGAUCAUCGCAACUCCAACACGCAGCCUAGACAGAUUCUUCUUCUUCUUCUUCUCCAAAUCUGACAACAGAUCAUACCAUUCAUUAAUACUGCCUCAAGCGAAUCUCCCUCUGAAGAAGAAUCCUUUAUACCAGUAUCUUUCUUUCUUUCUUUCUUUGUCAACGCCCCUCACAGGGUUUUUAAUCGAAAUCUUUUAAUAAAAUCAAUUAAAUUGGCUUGGAGGGGGUUUUUUUGUGCCAUCAAAUUAAAAAAAAAAAAAAAAGAGAGAAUUAUUUUGGCGAUGAGAAAAUCGAUGAUGAUUGAUUCGUUGAUGAAGACAGAGUUCGUUGCGCGCAUACCCGCGUGAAGCUUUCGUCAUCAUCAUCGUCAUAAAAGACCCCUCUCCUCACACGCAAUCUCAUCUCCCAUCUCUCUCCUCUCAUCUAAUCUAUCUGGAGAUUAGUUCCACCAUCGAAAUCCCCACCCUUGUAUCAUAGAUAGAGGAAACUUUCUAUUGCGCGUGUCCCAUUCUCUUCUCCAAGAUGGAGGUCAAGUUGUGGAACGAUAAGCGUGAGAGAGAAAUGUACGAGAACUUCGCCGAGCUCUACGCUAUCAUCAAAGCCACCGAGAAGCUCGAGAAGGCUUACAUCCGCGACCUCAUCUCCCCAUCCGAGUACGAAACCGAGUGUCAGAAGCUCAUCGUCCACUUCAAGACACUCUCCGCCACGCUCAAGGACUUGGUCCCUAACAUCGAGAGGUUCGCCGAGACGUACAAGAUGGACUGCUCGGCUGCUGUGUACCGGCUCGUGACCUCUGGCGUCCCGGCUACAGUGGAGCAUCGGGCUGCUGCGAUGGCCUCUACUUCGAGCUCUGCUUCCGUUGUUGCCGAGUGUGUUCAGAACUUCAUCACUUCCAUGGAUUCUCUCAAGCUCAACAUGGUGGCUGUUGACCAGGUGUAUCCGUUGCUCUCUGAUCUCUCUGCUUCGCUUCAGAAACUGAGCAUUUUGCCACCGGAUUUCGAAGGGAAGAUGAAGAUGAAAGAGUGGCUGUUGAGGUUGUCUAAGAUGGGAGCUUCUGAUGAGCUCACUGAGCAGCAGGCUAGGCAGCUUCACUUUGAUCUUGAGUCUUCCUAUAACUCCUUCAUGGCUGCUUUGCCUAGUGCUGGUAACUAACCCGUGUGAUGUUUCUGCUCGGAUGCUUUUGUUUUAGACUACUUGGCUUUAGGGUAAUGAUUUUGGUUUGCUGCUACACACUCUGGAGAUGAAUGUUGUGUAGACCUUUCUUUUGUUGUGUAAUGAUCAUGCCAACCCAGGGAAUUGAUUUCUUCUGAAUUGUAUGAAUCUAAACUCUACUUUAUUGCUCUUUUGCUUCUUUCUUGUUAAA